AUGAACAUCAUUACCUGGAUGAGCAACUACACUGGACAGUCAGAUUUCACCCUGGUGGGAUUCUUCAGUCAGUCCAAACACCCUGCCCUGCUUGCUGUGGUCAUAUUUGUGGUUUUCCUGAUGGCCUUGUCUGGGAAUGCCCUCCUGAUCCUUCUGAUAAUCUCUGACACCCGCCUCCAAACACCCAUGUACUUUUUCAUCAGCCAGUUGUCCCUCAUGGACAUGAUGUACAUUUCUGUCACUGUACCCAAGAUGCUCAUUGACCAGGUUCUUGGGAGCCACAAGAUCUCAGCUGCUGCCUGUGGGAUACAGAUGUUUCUCUAUGUGACACUAGCAGGUUCAGAAUUUUUCCUCUUGGCUACCAUGUCUUAUGACCGCUAUGUGGCCAUCUGCCAUCCACUCCGUUAUCCUGUCCUCAUGAACCGUAGAGUGUGUCUCCUCCUGAUGUCUGUCUGUUGGUUCCUGGGAUCCUUGGAUGGCUUUAUGUUCACUCCUGUCACCAUGACCUUCCCAUUCUGUGGAUCCCAUGAGAUCCAUCACUUUUUCUGUGAGGUCCCUGCUGUGACAAAGCUCUCCUGUUCAGACACCUGGCUCUAUGAGACCCUCAUGUACCUGUGCUGUGUGCUCAUGCUUCUCAUCCCUGUGACAGUCAUAUCAAGCUCCUAUUCAUUCAUCCUCCUCACAGUUAUCAGGAUGAACUCGGCAGAGGGCAGGAAGAAGGCCCUGGCCACCUGCUCCUCCCACAUGACUGUGGUCAUCCUCUUCUAUGGUGCUGCUGUCUACACCUACAUGCUCCCUGCCUCCUUCCACACCCCUGAGAAGGACAUGGUGGUGUCUGUGUUUUACACAAUACUCACUCCUCUGCUGAACCCACUAAUCUACAGUCUUAGGAAUAAGAAUGUCACAGAGGCCCUGAAGAAACUGUUGGGUGUGGCACCCCUCUUUCAAGAAACAGUAAAAUAA
Messenger RNA from Peromyscus californicus insignis, 963 nucleotides. Its product is annotated as olfactory receptor 2T29-like. Gene Ontology annotation, cellular component: membrane. Gene Ontology annotation, biological process: G protein-coupled receptor signaling pathway. The record is from RefSeq and is a predicted model, not a curated record. The coding region runs from base 1 to 963 and encodes 320 amino acids. Lineage: Eukaryota; Metazoa; Chordata; Mammalia; Rodentia; Cricetidae. Gene Ontology annotation, molecular function: G protein-coupled receptor activity; olfactory receptor activity. The transcript has a single exon.